Messenger RNA from Triplophysa dalaica, 5545 nucleotides. It is a transcript of the gene fmn2b, whose product is annotated as formin 2b. Gene Ontology annotation, molecular function: microtubule binding. Gene Ontology annotation, biological process: intracellular transport; actin nucleation. The record is from RefSeq and is a predicted model, not a curated record. Gene Ontology annotation, cellular component: cytoplasm; nucleus; actin filament. NCBI's taxonomy places the organism in Eukaryota, Metazoa, Chordata, Actinopteri, Cypriniformes, Nemacheilidae.
GUUUGAUUGAGAGUUUAUGGUUAUUUUCUUCAUCAAUUAAACUAUUAAACUGUGACGUCUCCCCUUUCGGCUGCAGUAACAGUGCUGGGAGGAGAAGACAAUUCUUUAAAAAUCGAGUUAAAAACACAUAUCGAGUAUUUGAAAAUCUAAUGUUUUUAUUCAUCUAACGUUAGCAUACGUUUGUAAUGACUGAUAAGAAGUUUUCUCACAGAGACACCAGCUGAAGAGAACACACAUGUCUUUUCAUGUGUUUGGUGUCAUUAAUGUCAGGGAACAUACAUAACGAUAAUCAGUGUUUUUAUUCAGAAGGUUAAUUCUGUAAGAUGUGUUUUAGUCACUUCUGUAUGAAUUACCAAAUCUUUUUGUAUAUGUUGUCGGCAGAGAGUGAAUCUGUGUGAAAUGAUCAGCAAUAUUUUUGCUGUUGUGUGUGUUUUCUUGUGUUUAAUGAUGAAGCCCGUGCAGAUGCUGGAGGUCCCAGGAAUCAGACAGCGGCUGCUGGAGGCGUUCAGUCUGGGCAGACGGCAGCAGUACCGCCUCCCCCAUCCGCAGCACGAGCAGAGGGAGGAUCUGAGCUCAGACGUCCCCUGGGGCCACUCCCCCUCCCGCCCCGGCUCGUUCCGCAGUGUGGAGGAGAAUAAUUGUGAGGGAUACUGCGAGGCUGACAGCAACCUGCUCUAUCUCUCUUUCGUCACAGCUUGUUCAUCCAUUCCCUCCCUCUCCUCGUCAUCUGACGACGAGUACGCGUCGUCGGGGGCGACCGGGCGCUCACGCAAACGCGCACGCAGGCUCGGGAGCGGCCAUGCCGUGAACGAGCUCCUCAUCAUGGGAAAUCAAGACGGAAAGCUGAAGCGCACCGCCGUGGGGGAUGCGGGAGGUGUGGCCGAGGACUGCGGAGCUCUCAGAGAGAAUAAUGGCACAAGGAAACACAACGGGAAGAAAUCCCACGGCAAACAUGGAGAGGGAGGCAAAAGAAAAACAAAGACCAAAUCUGUGUUUCCUCACAUACGAAAGCGUAAGAAUCAGGGGAAGGCCAAGGGCUUUCUCGGCGGAUCUAAAGAGGACGCACUAGACUCGCAGCACGAUGAACUCGACAGCGUUCCAUCUCUAUGCAACAAAACCCCAGAUCUGUCCGGAGAUGAGCUGGGCCAGUCAGACGUCGAGAAGCCUCGUCUGGUGGCCGACAGCAGGCAGAACACGCUGGACGGCCCAGAGGAAGAAGAGAAGAAGGUGGCGAGCUCCGGCUCCGACAUGGACAUGUACAGUUUCCACUCCGCGGCCGAGCAGGAGGAUUUGCUGGCCGACAUUCAGCAGGCCAUCCGGCUCAAGCAAGGUGUGAUUCUGACCAGCGCCGUCGACCUGCCUUGGGAGAAGGAUUGUAAACAAGCUGUCUGUGGUGAUGUCAAAAGCACUCCCACCCCUGACUCGGAGCCCUUCACUGUGCUGGAGAUGGUCUCUAAACAGCAGAACAGCCCGCACACCCCUCAUCACCCCGCGGAAGACACGAAUGCCGCUCUCUCCUCCGAAGAGGCCCUUUGUGCCUCAAUCGCCGUGGCAACCGUGACAAAAGAGCCGGAGGCUGCGAGCGAGCCUGCCGCCCCUCCGCCCGUGGCCACAAACCCUGUUACCAAGACGACCAGCGCUACCAGUUUCCCGGACCUCACUGCUUCAUUUGAAAGUGCGGUGGAGGCUGUGGAAGAGCAAGAUGAUGGCGAACACCCGGACGACUCGCCCAGAGACGCUCCAAGCACCGAAACGGUAUCCGCCGAUGACGCUCUGGAGUCGGGGGGCUCCCUGGAGUGUCUCAGCGCUGUGGAUCUCACCACAGAACCGUGCGAGAACAGCGUUCCCAUCACCCAGAGACGCAAGAGCAGCAUGACGUUCUCGCAGUGGACGCAGCCAGAGAGUCCGCUGGCCACACGUCUGCUGAAGUCCUGCGCCGCCAAUUCUGUCAAACCGUACCCCGCUAUCAGCACGUCCUACAUCAAAACCACCACCCGUCAGCUCAGUUCGCCCUCCUGCUCGCCCGUGCCCUCUCCAUCUCACAGCCCGCUCUUCGCACGGAGAGGCCGCGACUCCUCGGCGACGGUUGCCAGGGUGGAGAGGAGACGGGUGAAGCGUCAGCGCUCCUACAGCAUCACCGGACCCAUCAGCCGAUCGGCAGACUGGACAGAAGAGCUUCGGACGCUCACUCCUAAAACGGCGGGGUCGGCUGAUUACCUGGAGUACGGCGGCUCGGAGGGGACACUCAGGACGGGUGGUGUCGCAGUGGCUCAGUCCUCCACCUCCAGCUUUCAGGAGGUGUUUACAGGCCGGACGCUGUUGGAGAGGUUUUUCCAGCAGCAGGAUUCCAGUGAACCCGAGGAGGCUGAGAAGAUCUGCUCCAGGAUUCUGGCCAUGGGUUUACUGCUUCCGUUCAGUGAUUGUUUCAGAGAGCCGUACAGCAGCAGCAGCGGACACCUCGCAACAAAGUUUGAUCAUGAUCAGUUCUACACAUGGGCAGCAGUGAGACAGCCGCCUCAGUCUCUGGAGCGUUUGGAGGGACGUUUGCCUGGACAUCUGUCCAACCUGUGGCCCCUCGCCAGACCUGGACAGACAGACCAACCUGAAGUCAAAUACACUGAGGAUGUAGAGGAAGAGGAGGAGCAUCAGGCCGUCAUCUUAGACUUAACGAAACUAAAGGAUGAAGAAAUCCGGCAAAUUCAGGAGGAGUCUGUGCUGAAGACGGUGCAUCUGAAGCAGGAGCAUGUGUGUGUGAUCGAGCAGUUGGAGCAGACGAUUGAAGAUCUGCGCUGUAAAAUCGCUGAGCUGGAGAGACAGCCGCCGGAGCGGGAGGUCAUCACACAGGAUCAGGAGUGUGGCGGUGAGGAAGGUCUCCAUCCAGACGUCUGCCAUGUGGAUCUACAGACUGAAAACCUGGCGCUCCUGGCGCUGGAGGUGAAAUCGGUGCAGACGUCUCCUGUGGAGGAGAGCUUCGGGUUUAAAGUUCCUUCUGAGGAGCCCGGCCGGAGUCAAGCGGAAUCACUGGAGUCACAAUCGGCUCAGACAUUUGUGUGUGUAUGCCAGCAGCAACAGGGCACUUCACUGCCACCUCCACCUCCUCCACCACCUCCUCCUCUCCCAGCAAUGACUGCUCCUCCUCCACCACCACCACCUCCUCCUCUCCCAGCAAUGAUUCCUCCUCCACCUCUUCCAGGAAUGAGUGCACCUCCUCCACUCCCAGGCACUUCAUUUCCGCCUCCUCCACCUCCUCUCCCAACAGGGACUGUUCCACCUCCUCCACCUCUUCCAGGAAUGUGUGCUCCUCCUCCACCUCCUCCACUCCCAGGCACUUCAUUACCUCCCUCUCUCUCUGCUGCUGGACCAGCACCCCCUCCCCCUCCUCCUCCUCCUCCUCCUGGUCUGCCGUCUCUGGCCCAUGGGGCUUGUGGUCCGUUUGGUUUGGGAUCUUUGCCUCCUCCUCUUCCGCUGGGUCUGUUUGCACUGGGAGCGACGCAGGAGAAACCGCCUCGCAAAAGUGUUGUAGAACCUCCGAGACCCAUGAAACCGCUCUACUGGACCCGCAUACAGCUGCACACCAAAAAGGAAUUGAGUUCUCUUAUUUGGGAGAAGGUCGAUGAGCCAUCUGUGGACUUUGAGGAAUUUGUCAAUCUGUUCUCCAAAACAGCAGUUAAAGAAAAGAAGAAACCUCUGUCAGACACCAUCAGCAGGUCAAAGACCAAACAGGUGGUGAAGCUGCUCAACACCAAGCGUUCUCAGGCUGUGGGGAUUCUCAUGUCCAGUUUACAUCUCGACAUGAAAGACAUUCGGCACGCGGUCCUGAAUCUGGACAACACAGUGGUGGAUCUGGAGACGUUACAGGCGCUCUAUGAGAACAGGGCUCAACAGGAUGAAAUGGAUAAAAUCAGCAAACACAUCAAAUCAUCAAAAGAUAAAGAGGGAAACAAACCUCUGGAUAAACCCGAACAGUUUCUCCAUCAGCUCUCACAGAUCCCAGAUUUCUCCAGUCGAGUCUUCUGCAUUCUCUUUCAGUCCACCUUCACUGAAUGCAUCUCGUCUGUCCAGCGCAAACUUCACAUUCUUCAGAGGAUCUGCAAGACCCUUCAGAGUUCAUCUGGAGUUCAGCAGCUUCUUGGUUUAGUUUUAGCUUUUGGGAAUUUCAUGAACGGUGGAAACCGGACCAGAGGUCAAGCAGACGGUUUCUCACUGGAUAUUCUGCCCAAACUGAAGGAUGUCAAGAGCAGCGACAACAGUAAAAGUUUGCUGUCUUAUAUAGUGUCGUAUUACCUGAGACACUUUGAUGAGGACGCCGGCAGGGAGACAUGUGUGUUUCCUCUGCCAGAACCUCAUGACCUGUUCCAGGCGUCUCAGAUGAAGUUUGAGGAGUUCACCAAAGAUCUCCUGAAGCUCCGGAAAGAUCUGAGAGCAUGCACUGCAGAGGUUCAGAAGGUUUGUUCCAGCAGUACAGAUGAACACCUGCAGCCCUUCAAAGAGAAAAUGGAGAGUUUUCAGUCUGAGGCAAAAACAGAGCUGGAGAUAGAAGAGACACAACUGAGCGACACACACAAAGUGUUCCUGGAGCUGUGUUUGUUCUUCUCCGUGAAGGCCAAGGGCGGCGAGAAAGAGGUUUCACCCAACACCUUCUUCUCCUUGUGGCACGAAUUCUCCACCGAUUUCAAAGACGCUUGGAAGAAAGAGAACAAGGUCAUUCUGCAGGAGAGGUUGAAAGCGGCAGAAGAAAGCUUCAGACAGGUGAAGGAGAAAGCCACAUACAGCAUCAAACCUAAACAUGCCUCUGGAAUCAAAGCGAAGUUGGGAAUGAAGAUAUAAGAGAUGCAGCUUUCACUGGCAUCUUACAAGACACACACACACUUCAGCUUCACUUCUGUCAUCUGAGAGAUGGACACAGGAAGUGAUCUUUGCCCUCCGAGUGUGAUGUCAUAUCCUGUGUGAUGAAGCACGAUGACCUACAACAAUCAUUUGUUCACUGGAGAUCUUGAAGCAAUAUCAUGAAAAAAGUGUCCGUUUUAUUUUUUAAUACACGAGGAAGAAAUGAAGAACAGAAGAAGAGAAACUGCGCGUCUGGAUUUACGCAGUCAAAAUAUUAAAUCAUGAAGUCAUCCGGCGGUUCAAAAUGACUUUUAAAUUUUCAGCACAUGGUUUUCCCUCCACCUGCAUUCUUUGACAUCUUGAAAGCACACUACAGGACCUUAAAGAGACACUUCAGAAUGCACACCGAUACAGUACAAACAGUAGUCUCUCUCUCUCUCUCGUGCGGAGUGCUGCGGCGUCUGUCACUCAUCCACUUCAGUGUUAUGUUUUUUCUCUUUUUUUGCUGCAUUAACACAGUUUCUCAUAAUGUAUUUAAAAUGUUUUUUUAAUUAAUGUAAAUGAUGAUAUUAACAUCUUCAUGUUGCACUGUUUGUGUUUGUUUUUAGCAUGUUUGUGUUGGACGGAUUGUCUGCUCUCCAUGUGCAAUAACUGUUGGUAUCUCUGAUGGUUUUGAGAACGGUGUAAUUUAUGUAAAAUAAAGGGAUUAAUAAAUUCA